CAAGAAGCAAAGCAAAUGAAGCGCCACUUGUUUCUUCCUAAGAGGAGCUCUCUUGUGUUGUCUUGAAGGGAAACAAAAUUACAAUGGCGUCCUCUACCAUAACCCCAUUGUCAUCACCAUUUCUCCGUAACAAGAGAAUUGAUUACUGCUCCCCUCGCCAAUUCUUCAAGAAUGCACCCAAUUCUCGAGCCAGGCUUAAACCCGUCGGCGCUGAACUCGCAGAAAAAACCGCUUUACAGUACAGGAAACUUGGAGAUUCUGACCUCAAUGUCAGCGAAAUUACCCUUGGAACUAUGACCUUCGGGCAACAGAACACGGAAAAAGAAGCUCAUGAAAUUCUUAGCUAUUCGUUUGAUCGCGGCAUUAAUAUUCUUGACACUGCAGAAGCAUAUCCAAUACCAAUGAGUAAAGAAACACAAGGAAGAACGGAUCUUUAUAUUGGUAGCUGGUUAAAGUCUCAGCCUCGUGAUAAGGUUAUUGUGGCUACAAAAGUAUGUGGCUAUUCAGAAAGAUCGGGCUACAUACGUGACAAUGGAAAGACUUUGCGGGUUGAUGCUGCUAACAUCAAAGAGAGUGUGGAGAAAAGCCUUAAGCGUCUUGGCACUGACUACAUUGAUCUGUUGCAAAUACAUUGGCCAGAUCGGUAUGUGCCCCUGUUUGGCGAGUUCUUUUAUGAUUCUUCAAAAUGGAGAAUCAGUGAGCCAUUUGUAGAGCAAUUGAGGGCAUUCCAGGAACUCAUUAAUGAAGGAAAGGUACGCUACAUUGGUGUUUCGAAUGAGACUUCUUAUGGGGUCAUGGAGUUUGUGCAUGCAGCCAAAAUUGAAGGGCUACCUAAGAUAGUCAGUAUCCAGAAUAGCUACAGUCUGCUGGUUAGGUGCCAUUUUGAAAUUGAUCUUGUUGAAGUUUGCCACCCAAAGAAUUGCAACAUUGGCUUGCUUUGUUACUCUCCAUUGGCUGGUGGAGCGCUCAGUGGAAAAUAUUUGGAUGCGAACUCUGAAGCUGCGAAAAAAGGAAGACUGAACCUCUUCCCUCGCUACAUGGAAAGAUACCAGUUUUCACUUUCGAGGGAAGCAACAGUGGAAUAUAUCGAAAUGGCCAGGAAGUACGGUUUAACUCCGGUACAGCUUGCGCUUGGCUUUGCGAGAGAUCGACCAUUUAUGACAAGUUCCAUUAUCGGCGCAACCUCUAUCGACCAAUUAAAAGAAGACAUUGAUGCUUUCUUGACAACUGAACGGCCUUUGCCUCCAGAAGUAAUGGCAGAUAUUGAAACUAUUUUCAAGAGAUACAAAGAUCCUGCUAUCCUUUGAGAGUCUGUAUCCUAGCUUCAAGGCAGCUUGAUCUUUUUCUUUUGUUCAAUUUUGGCCUAUGUAAAGCAUGUGUUUAAGAUUCAAAACCUGAAAUAUAUAUACUUUAAAAAACCGUCAUAUUACACCAAUUAAUCAAAAGCUUCAUUUCUUA
Molecule: messenger RNA, 1458 nt
Organism: Mercurialis annua (annual mercury)
Lineage: Eukaryota; Viridiplantae; Streptophyta; Magnoliopsida; Malpighiales; Euphorbiaceae
Exons: 8
Coding region: 84-1307 (407 amino acids)
Molecular function (GO): oxidoreductase activity
Source: RefSeq, a predicted model, not a curated record